Microdochium trichocladiopsis is the source of this 855-nucleotide messenger RNA. RefSeq lists its product as uncharacterized. The coding region runs from base 384 to 698 and encodes 104 amino acids. The transcript has a single exon. The record is from RefSeq and is a predicted model, not a curated record. Lineage: Eukaryota; Fungi; Ascomycota; Sordariomycetes; Xylariales; Microdochiaceae.
GCAGCCUGCCUGCCUGCCCGCCUGGCCAUACUAAACUUUUGCAUACAUGGGAGUGGGUGCGCAGCAAAAGUGCCGGCGAAGAGGGGCCCCCCAGGCCUGACCAGGGCGGCACUUGCUUGAGGCGACAGGCGCUAGCCGUUUCGCUGGCGCAACCCUGCUCCUGCACCCUUCCAGCUCACUAGCCCCAGUGCGGCAGGCGGGCGCGCCUUCUUCUCAAUCGACUCGUCUCCUCCCCGGCCUCGACCACGCACCGUGCCACAGUCACCCGCAACGCAUCCUCUCGGCACUUGGUCCUCGCCCAGCCUCGAGCGCCUCGAGCAAGCCUAGCACCUCCGGAGCAAACCCGGCCAGCCCUCACCCACAGAGCGACGCGCGGCGGUCCGAUGCCCUCUAACAAAGCUCGCGCGGUCAUCCAGGCCACCCCAACCCAAGGACCCCCUCCUAGCUCCUAUGCUGCUAUGCCCUUGCCCACAGUCAAUCUGUCAGUCAGUCAGUCAGGCCUCAGCCGUUUCAGGCCCCCGCCAUCGGCAAGCCUACUGGCUCGAGCUGGGCGAUCGCAAAUGCCAAGGCUUGUGCUGCGGCGUGGGGAUAGGACGGCAGCUUGUGGGCACCACCGUACUGUCCAGGGGAGGGAUGGGAUGGUUAAUGGGUCGACUACAAGGCUACUGGACGAUGGCCCACCCUGGGCGCGGUGCUAGCCUUCUCGAUCGUCAAGCACAGCCUUGCAGUGUUCGUCGCCAUCUCGAAUGAGCCUGCAAUGGUCGGUGAUCCUGGCCAGACGUGUGGCGGGAGGGUUGCGAUUGCAGGCAGGGUGGUGGUCUCGAGCUACAGCAAAGAAGGACAGCCUCAGUCCAU